Molossus molossus (Pallas's mastiff bat) is the source of this 4921-nucleotide messenger RNA. RefSeq names its product UDP-glucose glycoprotein glucosyltransferase 1 (gene UGGT1). The transcript has 40 exons. Bases 28 to 4722 code for a protein of 1564 amino acids. NCBI's taxonomy places the organism in Eukaryota, Metazoa, Chordata, Mammalia, Chiroptera, Molossidae. The record is from RefSeq and is a predicted model, not a curated record. Gene Ontology annotation, cellular component: endoplasmic reticulum. Gene Ontology annotation, molecular function: UDP-glucose:glycoprotein glucosyltransferase activity.
AGCGGGCAUGACAGUAUUACAUCCAUUAUGCAGCAUAUUUAUGGCUUGUCUACUGUUUGCUGUGGUGAACAGAGGAGCCGUAUCUGCUGCCUAUCCUCCAGGAACUGCAGUUUCCUGUGUGGAAAGCUGGGGAUUUGCUGUAAAAUGGGACUCCUGACUGUAUUCACUGGACUGUGGCUGUUUUCUUUAGUAAAGGCAGAUUCAAAAGCCAUUACAACCUCUCUUACAACAAAAUGGUUUUCCACUCCAUUGUUGUUAGAAACCAGUGAGUUUUUAGCAGAAGACAGUCAAGAGAAGUUUUGGAAUUUUGUAGAAGCCAGUCAAAAUAUUGGAUCAUCAGAUCAUCAUGGUACUGAUUACUCCUAUUAUCAUGCAGUAUUGGAAGCUGCAUUUCAGUUUCUGUCACCUCUGCAGCAGAAUUUGUUGAAAUUUUCUCUGUCUCUCCAUUCCUACUCGGCUACAAUUCAAGCCUUCCAGCAGAUAGCGGCUGACGAACCUCCACCAGAGGGAUGUAAUUCAUUUUUUUCAGUUCAUGGAAGGAAGACCUGUGAUUUUGAUACCCUUGAGACUCUUCUGUUAACAGCAUCUGAAAGACCCAAACCCUUGUUGUUCAAAGGUGAUCACAGAUACCCCUCCUCCAGUCCUGAGAGUCCAGUGGUGAUUUUCUACUCUGAGAUCGGCUGUGAGGCAUUUUACAAUUUCCACCACCAGCUUGUGUCACAAAGCAGUGCAGGCAAAAUCAAUUACAUAUUCAGACAUUAUGUAUCUAAUCCCAGAAAGGAGCCUGUGUAUCUCUCUGGCUAUGGCGUGGAACUGGCCAUCAAGAGCACCGAGUACAAGGCCAAGGACGAUACUCAGGUGAAAGGAACUGAAGUAAACACCACAGUGAUUGGUGAAAAUGAUCCUAUUGAUGAAGUUCAGGGAUUUUUCUUUGGAAGAUUAAGAGACCUGCACCCUGACCUGAAGGGACAGUUGAAGGAACUUAGAAAGCAUCUUGUGGAGAGCACCAAUGAAAUGGCACCUUUGAAAGUUUGGCAAUUACAAGAUCUAAGUUUCCAGACUGCUGCCCGAAUCUUGGAUGCUCCUGUUGAAUUAGCUUUGGUGGUUAUGAAGGAUCUCAGUCAAAAUUUUCCUACCAAAGCCAGAGCAAUAACAAAAACAGCUGUGAGUUCAGAACUUAGAACAGAAGUGGAAGAGAAUCAGAAGUAUUUCAAAGGAACUUUAGGAUUACAGCCUGGAGACUCAGCGCUGUUCAUCAAUGGACUUCACAUUGACUUAGACACACAGGACAUAUUCAGUCUGUUUGAUGUAUUGAGGAAUGAAGCACGGGUCAUGGAAGGUCUGCAUAGACUGGGAAUAGAAGGUGCUUCUCUGCACAAUGUUUUGAAACUGAACAUCCAGCCCUCUGAGGCCGACUAUGCUGUUGACAUCCGGAGUCCUGCUAUUUCGUGGAUCAACAACCUGGAGGUCGAUAGCAGAUAUAAUUCAUGGCCUUCCAGUCUGCAAGAGUUGCUCCGACCUACCUUUCCUGGUGUUAUCCGGCAGAUCCGUAAGAACUUGCAUAACAUGGUGUUUAUCGUUGAUCCUGCUCAUGAGACCACAGCAGAGCUGAUGACCACAGCGGAGCUGUUCCUCAGUAACCAGAUACCACUCAGACUUGGUUUAAUCUUUGUGGUUAAUGACUCUGAAGAUGUGGAUGGGAUGCAGGAUGCUGGAGUGGCCAUCAUGAGGGCGUACAAUUAUGUUGCUCAAGAGGUGGAUGGUUACCAUGCUUUCCAGACUCUGACACAUAUAUAUAAUAAAGUAAGGACCGGAGAAAAGGUAAAAGUUGAACAUGUGGUCAGUGUCCUGGAGAAGAAAUAUCCGUAUGUAGAAGUGAAUAGCAUCUUGGGGAUUGAUUCUGCCUAUGAUCAAAAGCGGAAGGAAGCAAGAGGCUACUAUGAGCAGACAGGAGUCGGCCUCCUGCCCGUCGUUCUGUUCAAUGGGAUGCCCUUGGAGAGGGAGCAGCUGGACCCCGACGAACUGGAAACCGUCACGAUGCACAAGAUCCUGGAGACCACCACCUCCUUCCAGCGAGCAGUGUACCUGGGUGAACUAUCCCACGAUCAAGAUGUGGUAGAGUAUAUUAUGAAUCAGCCGAAUGUUGUUCCACGAAUCAAUUCCAGGAUUUUGACAGCUGAGCGAGAAUACCUGGAUUUAACAGCAACCAAUAACUUUUUUGUGGAUGAUUAUGCAAGAUUUUCUGCCUUGGAUUCUCAAAGCAAGACUGCUGCUAUAGCCAAUAGUAUGAACUAUCUGACAAAGAAAGAUGAUUCUUUUAUUAGGCCAGUGACUUUUUGGAUUGUUGGGGAUUUUGAUAGCCCUCCUGGAAGGCAAUUAUUGUAUGAUGCUAUUAAACACCAGAAAUCCAGUAACAAUGUUAGAAUAAGCAUGAUCAAUAAUCCCAGUGAAGAGAUAAGUUAUGAGAACACUCGGAUCUCCAGAGCAAUCUGGGCAGCUCUCCAAACGCAGACCUCCAGCUCUGCUAAGAACUUCAUCACGAAGAUGGCCAAGGAGGAGACUGCGGAGGCCCUGGCGGCAGGGGCUGAGAUCGGGGACUUCUCUGUUGGGGGCAUGGAUUUCAGUCUUUUUAAAGAGGUCUUUGAGUCUUCCAAAAUGGAUUUCAUUUUGUCUCAUGCCAUGUACUGCAGGGAUGUCCUGAUGCUGAAGAAGGGGCAGCGGGCAGUGAUCAGCAAUGGAAGGAUCAUUGGGCCACUGGAGAAUAGUGAGCUCUUUAAUCAAGAUGAUUUCCACCUUCUAGAAAAUAUCAUCUUAAAAACUUCAGGACAGAAAAUUAAAUCUCAUAUUCAGCAGCUUCGGGUAGAAGAGGAUGUGGCAAGUGACUUGGUAAUGAAGGUGGAUGCUCUCCUGUCGGCUCAACCAAAAGGCGAUGCAAGAAUCGAGUACCAGUUUUUUGAAGACAGACACAGUGCAAUUAAACUAAGGCCGAAAGAAGGAGAGACGUACUUCGAUGUCGUGGCUGUCAUUGACCCUGUCACCAGAGAAUCACAGAGACUUGCUCCAUUGCUCCUGGUGUUAACUCAGCUGAUCAACAUGAAUCUAAGAGUGUUUAUGAACUGCCAAUCCAAACUUUCUGACAUGCCUUUGAAAAGCUUUUACCGUUAUGUCUUAGAACCAGAGAUUUCCUUCACUUCAGACAGCAGUUUUGCUCAGGGUCCAAUAGCCAAGUUUUUGGAUAUGCCGCAGUCCCCUCUGUUCACUCUGAACUUGAACACGCCCGAGAGCUGGAUGGUGGAGCCUGUGAGAACACCAUAUGAUCUGGAUAAUAUUUAUUUGGAAGAGGUGGACAGCGUAGUGGCUGCUGAGUACGAGCUGGAGCACCUCUUACUAGAAGGUCACUGCUACGACAUCACCUCUGGGCAGCCUCCACGAGGGCUGCAGUUCACACUGGGGACUUCAGCCGAGCCGGUCACUGUGGACACCAUUGUCAUGGCCAACCUGGGCUACUUUCAGUUAAAGGCCAACCCAGGAGCUUGGAUUCUCAGACUGCGGAAGGGACGUUCUGAAGAUAUUUAUAGGAUCUACAGCCAUGACGGGACAGACUCUCCACCUGAUGCUGGUGAAGUUGUUGUUGUCCUCAAUAACUUCAAGAGCAAAAUCAUUAAAGUGAAGGUUCAGAAGAAGGCAGACAUGGUGAAUGAAGACUUGCUGAGUGAUGGGACGAAUGAGAAUGAAUCUGGAUUCUGGGAUUCCUUCAAAUGGGGCUUCACAGGAGGACAGAGGACUGAGGAAGUGAAACAAGAGAAAGAUGAUAUAAUUAAUAUCUUCUCCGUUGCAUCUGGUCAUCUCUAUGAAAGAUUUCUUCGCAUAAUGAUGUUAUCAGUCCUGAAGAAUACCAAGACUCCUGUGAAAUUUUGGUUUUUGAAGAAUUAUUUGUCCCCCACAUUUAAGGAGUUCAUCCCCUACAUGGCUGACAAGCACAGCUUCCAGUACGAGCUGGUGCAGUACAAGUGGCCGCGCUGGCUCCACCAGCAGACUGAGAAGCAGCGCAUCAUCUGGGGCUACAAGAUCCUCUUCCUGGACGUGCUCUUCCCGCUGGCUGUUGACAAGGUGCUGUUCGUGGACGCCGAUCAGAUCGUAAGAACAGAUCUAAAAGAGCUAAGAGAUUUCAACUUGGAUGGUGCCCCUUAUGGUUAUACUCCAUUCUGUGAUAGCCGGAAAGAGAUGGAUGGCUACCGGUUCUGGAAGUCAGGGUACUGGGCCAGCCACUUAGCUGGGCGCAAGUAUCACAUCAGUGCGCUGUAUGUUGUCGAUCUGAAGAAGUUUAGGAAGAUAGCUGCUGGUGACAGACUCAGGGGACAGUACCAAGGCCUGAGCCAGGAUCCCAACAGUCUUUCAAAUCUUGAUCAAGAUUUGCCCAAUAAUAUGAUCCAUCAGGUGCCAAUCAAAUCGCUCCCUCAGGAGUGGCUUUGGUGUGAGACGUGGUGUGAUGACGCCUCCAAGAGGGGGGCGAAGACAAUCGACUUGUGUAAUAAUCCAAUGACCAAAGAGCCCAAGCUGGAAGCAGCUGUCCGAAUCGUCCCCGAGUGGCAGGACUAUGACCAGGAGAUCAAGCAGCUGCAGAUGCGCUUUCAGAAGGAGAAGGAGACGGGAGCGCGGCACGAGGAGCGGACGGCCACGGAGCCAGGCGCGGAAGGACCUCAGACACACGAAGAAUUAUGAUCUGCGGAGAAGUAUAGGAAAUCGCACCAUUUGAAAAACAUUUUUUAUAUUCAACGCUAGUUUUUUCUGAUCUGUCUAUACAACUGCUGAUGAAUUGGCUGGGCAGGUGUGCCUAGGCCCUUUUGAUUCUGAGCAUCGACUUUGAGACCUGCAUCCUGGCUGGGUCUUUGGAGCUAAGGCUCUCCUGGGUCUGUACCUC